Pyrenophora tritici-repentis Pt-1C-BFP is the source of this 5007-nucleotide messenger RNA. Its product is annotated as Myosin heavy chain. The record is from RefSeq and is a predicted model, not a curated record. Gene Ontology annotation, biological process: vesicle transport along actin filament; actin filament organization. Lineage: Eukaryota; Fungi; Ascomycota; Dothideomycetes; Pleosporales; Pleosporaceae. Gene Ontology annotation, cellular component: cytoplasm; vesicle; actin cytoskeleton. Gene Ontology annotation, molecular function: microfilament motor activity; actin filament binding; ATP binding.
AUGGCUCACAUUUACGAUAUCGGCACCCGGGCAUGGCAGCCCGACACCACUGAGGGCUGGGUUGCCUCGGAGGUGACAGACAAGCAGAUUGCGGGGGAUAAGGUGAAGCUGGUGUUUACGCUGGAGAAUGGAGAGACCAAGUCUGUGGAGACGACGGUAACAGCCAUUCAGACUGGCGAGGACCCGAAUCUCCCACCACUGAUGAACCCGGCCAUGCUCGAGGCCAGCGACGACCUUACGAAUCUCUCGCAUUUGAACGAGCCGGCUGUGCUCCAGGCCAUCAAACUCCGUUAUCUCCAGAAGGAAAUCUACACAUACUCGGGUAUUGUCCUGAUUGCGACAAAUCCCUUUGCGCGAGUCGACUCACUCUAUGUGCCCGGCAUGGUCCAGGUCUACGCUGGCAAGCAGAGAUCCUAUGGUGCCCCUCACCUGUUCGCCAUUGCUGAGGAAGCUUUUGCCGACAUGAUGCGAGACCAGAAGAACCAGACUAUUGUCGUCUCCGGAGAGUCAGGAGCCGGAAAGACCGUCAGUGCCAAAUACAUCAUGCGAUACUUCGCCACGCGCGAGUCCCCAGACAACCCGGGAAAGCGAAGAGGCAAGGUCGACUCGAUGAGCGAGACCGAAGAGCAGAUUCUAGCCACCAACCCCAUCAUGGAAGCUUUUGGUAAUGCCAAAACAACGCGAAACGACAACUCCUCCCGGUUUGGUAAAUACAUUGAGAUCUUGUUCAACAAGCAGACGGAUAUCAUUGGUGCGAAGAUCAGGACAUACUUGCUAGAACGGUCAAGACUGGUGUUCCAGCCGCUUAAGGAGCGCAACUACCAUGUCUUCUACCAGCUCGUCGCGGGUGCUACAGACGAGGAGCGCGAAGAGCUGUCUCUCAAAUCGGUUGAGGAGUUUAGCUACCUCAACCAGGGAAGCGCACCUAUAAUCGAGGGCAUGGAUGACGUGGCCGAGUUCAAGGCGACCAGACAGUCUUUGACAAAGAUCGGUGUAGCGCCCGAAACCCAGUCUGGCAUCUGGCGCCUGCUUGCCGCGCUGCUGCACAUGGGAGACGUCAAGAUCACGGCAACCAGGACAGAUUCAAAUCUCUCGCCCGAUGAGCCUGCGCUCGUCAAGGCAUGCCAGCUGCUCGGAAUAGACGCCACUACCUUCGCUAAGUGGAUCGUGAAGAAGCAACUCAUUACUAGAGGAGAGAAGAUCGUCUCAAAUCUUACUCAACAACAAGCUAUAGUAGUUCGAGAUUCCGUUGCCAAGUUCAUCUAUUCGAGUCUGUUUGACUGGCUAGUCGAGCGCACCAACGAAAGUCUAGCCACCGAAGAGGUCCUUGCCAACGCCCAUACAUUUAUCGGUGUCUUGGAUAUCUAUGGUUUUGAGCAUUUUGCCAAGAACUCUUUCGAGCAGUUCUGCAUCAACUACGCCAACGAGAAACUGCAACAAGAGUUCAACGCCCACGUUUUCAAGCUAGAACAAGAAGAGUAUAUGCGCGAACAGAUUGACUGGACUUUCAUCGACUUUGCUGAUAAUCAGCCCUGUAUCGACCUUAUUGAAGGUAAACUGGGUAUCUUGUCACUGCUAGACGAAGAGUCUAGGUUACCCAUGGGUUCCGACGAGCAGUUUGUUACCAAGCUACACCACAACUAUUCUGGAGACAAGCACAAGUUUUACAAGAAGCCUCGAUUCGGAAAGUCUUCCUUCACUGUCUGUCAUUAUGCCAUUGACGUCACAUAUGAGUCGGACGGAUUCAUCGAAAAGAACAGAGAUACUGUACCUGACGAGCACAUGGAAGUACUUAAGGCUUCAAGCAACAAGUUCUUGACCCAAGUCUUAGAAGUUGCAGCAUCGAUCCGCGAAAAGGAGACUGCAAACAACGCCUCCUCUAAGCCUGGUACUGCUAUGUCUGCUGGACGAAGGAUGGCUACCAACCGGAAACCUACACUUGGUGGUAUCUUUAAGUCUUCUUUAAUUGAGCUCAUGCAGACGAUAAACUCGACUGAUGUCCACUAUAUCCGGUGCAUCAAGCCUAACGAGGCCAAGGCCGCCUGGCAGUUCGAUGGGCCUAUGGUCCUGAGUCAAUUGCGGGCCUGUGGUGUUCUUGAAACCGUCAGAAUCAGUUGUGCUGGUUACCCCACCAGGUGGACUUACGAGGAAUUUGCCCUGCGCUACUACAUGUUGGUCAGGUCCAAUGAGUGGACCCCAGAAAUCCGGAACAUGGCUACGGCGAUUCUCAAGAAAGCACUGGGUACUGGCAAAAACGACGGUACCGACAAGUACCAAAUGGGUCUGACUAAGAUCUUCUUCCGAGCUGGUAUGCUUGCUUUCCUAGAGAACCUACGUACUGCCAGGCUCAACGAUGCGGCCGUCAUGAUCCAGAAGAACCUCCGAGCCAAGUACUACCGCCGCAUCUACCUCGAAAUGCGGGAAGCUGUGAUCUUUGUGCAGUCGUUGGCUAGGGGCUACAUGACCAGGGAGAAGACUGAGGAGGCGAGGCAAGUCAGAGCCGCGACUACCAUCCAGCGAGUUUGGCGCGGCAGCAAGGAUCGCAAACGCUUCCUCGUUAUCCGCAACUCGCUCAUCAAGUUUGAAGCCAUCGCAAAGGGUUUCCUUCUGCGUAAGAAUCUCUUGGACAAGAGACUUGGUGAUGCUGCUCGUAUGAUCCAGCGGAACUGGCGCAAACAACGCUAUAUCCGCGCGUACAAGAAGGAAAUCAACGACAUCAUCACUGUGCAGAAGCUCUGGAGGGGAAGGAAGGCCCGCCGAGAAUACAAAGUUCUCCGUGCUGAAUCCCGCGAUCUCAAGAAUAUUUCAUACAAGCUGGAAAACAAGGUCGUGGAGCUUACCCAGAAUCUCGGUACGAUGAGGGAGCAGAACAAGUCGCUCAAGUCGCAGGUGGAGAACUACGAGAACCAGAUCAAAUCGUACAAGGAACGCAGUCGAACGCUCGAAAACCGUCAGAAAGAGUUGCAAGCCGAGGCCAACCAGGCUGGUAUCACCGCUGCCAAGCUCAGUCAAAUGGAAGACGAGUACAAGAAACUGCAGACAAGCUACGAGGAGAGCAACGCAAAGAUGCGGCAUUUGCAAGAGGAAGAAAAGGAGCUCCGUGCCACGCUUAAGAGGACUACCGAGGACCUUGAGCAGUCAAAGAGGAAGAGCAACAUCACUGAGACCGAGAAGGUGUCGCUCCGCCAGCAACUCGCCGAGUUGCAGGAGCAGGUUGAGAUCAUGAAGCGAGCUGGCCCUAUCAGCGACCUCACCAAUGGUCAUGCUCCCAGCAUAGCCCCCAGUAGCCUGAUCAAGCUUGUCUCAUCGAAGAAACCCAAGAGGCGCAGUGCCGGGCCGGAUACUCGCGAGCUCAACCGCUUCAGCGAACAAUACAACCCACGACCAGUCUCAAUGGCUCCUGGCUCUACUAUCCACCGACAAAACCUCUCUGGCUCAACCUUUGCUCAGCUUGAUAAUGUCGAGCUGGAGCUUGAGAACAUCCUUGCCGAGGAGGAUAUGUUGAACGAUGAGGUCACCCUCGGUCUUAUCAAGAACCUGAAGAUACCUUCUCCUACUACCACACCUCCCCCUACGGACAAAGAAGUCCUCUUCCCUGCCUACCUUAUCAAUCUUGUUACAUCAGAGAUGUGGAAUAAUGGCUUUGUUAAGGAAUCUGAGCGUUUCCUUGCUAACGUCAUGCAAUCGAUUCAACAAGAGGUGAUGAAUCACGACACAGAAGACGCAAUCAACCCAGGCGCUUUCUGGCUCUCAAACGUCCACGAGAUGCUGUCGUUUGUGUUCCUUGCUGAGGACUGGUACGAGCAACAAAAGACCGACAAUUACGAGUACGACCGACUACUUGAGAUUGUCAAGCAUGAUCUUGAGAGUCUCGAGUUCAACAUCUAUCACACAUGGAUGAAGGUGCUCAAGAAGAAGCUACACAAGAUGAUUAUUCCUGCUAUCAUCGAAUCGCAGUCGUUACCAGGCUUUGUCACCAACGAAAGCAACCGCUUCCUUGGCAAGUUGCUCCAGGGCAGCAACACCCCCGCCUACAGCAUGGACAAUCUGCUCACGCUGCUCAACAGCGUAUACAAGGCUAUGAAGGCAUACUACCUUGAGGACUCGAUCAUCACACAGUGUGUCACCGAGUUGCUGAGGCUAGUCGGCGUCACCGCGUUCAAUGACCUGCUCAUGCGCCGUAACUUCCUUUCCUGGAAGCGAGGUCUCCAAAUCAACUACAACAUCACACGUAUCGAAGAGUGGUGCAAGUCUCACGAUAUGCCUGAAGGCACACUCCAGCUUGAGCACCUCAUGCAAGCCACCAAGCUGCUUCAGCUGAAGAAGGCUACAUUGAACGACAUUGAGAUUAUUCAGGACAUCUGCUGGAUGCUGAGUCCCAACCAGAUCCAGAAGUUGCUCAAUCAGUACCUCGUGGCUGAUUAUGAACAGCCGAUCAACGGCGAGAUCAUGAAGGCUGUUGCGUCGCGUGUAACAGAGAAGAGCGACGUGUUGUUGCUUACAGCCGUUGACAUGGAGGACAGUGGCCCGUACGAGAUUGCGGAACCCCGAGUCAUUACAGCAUUGGAGACAUACACGCCCUCAUGGCUACAAACACCUCGUCUCAAGCGCCUUGCAGAGAUCGUCUCUCAACAAGCCAUUGCGCAACAAGAGAAGCUCGAGUUUGACGACGAAGCACCCAACGGUCAGAGCAACGGUGAUGCCAUGAACGCACUGACUGGCGGCAUGAACGGCGGAGGCAUGAAUGGCCACGGAACGAUUGAGGAAGGUAUUGAAGCAUGAAGUUAGCAUAUAUUUGUGAGCGAAAUUUGGUAUUAGACAUGACCCGACACGAAGCACAAUAAGGCCCGCAAUGCUUUGUAGUUGUAGCUGUCUUUUGUCAGUCUAGGCUGGCUUCUGGGCGGCAAAACAUGCAGCAGAAAUUACGGGGGUCUUGGAGGAUGGCGUAUGAUGAUGAUGUUGGGUGUUUAAUGCUGGGGAAAUGCAAUUCUUUUUUCUUUCUCUCAA